This is a messenger RNA of Poecilia reticulata (guppy), 879 nucleotides long. It is a transcript of the gene triap1, whose product is annotated as TP53 regulated inhibitor of apoptosis 1. Gene Ontology annotation, molecular function: phosphatidic acid transfer activity. Gene Ontology annotation, biological process: phospholipid translocation. Gene Ontology annotation, cellular component: nucleus; cytosol; mitochondrial intermembrane space. The record is from RefSeq and is a predicted model, not a curated record. Lineage: Eukaryota; Metazoa; Chordata; Actinopteri; Cyprinodontiformes; Poeciliidae.
UAAGGGACAGUCGGCGUGGCUGUGGAGGAUCCUGGAGGAACAGUAAAUCCCGGCCCCGGAUUAAUCUCCUCUCUGCGGCGUUUCCUGCCCGGAUCCCCGGAGAUGAACAGCGUCGGGGAGGCCUGCACGGAGCUGAAGCGGGAGUACGACCAGUGCUUCAACCGCUGGUUCGCGGAGCACUUCCUGAAGGGGGACCGGAGCGGGGACCCGUGCACCGAGACCUUCCGGAAGUACCAGCGCUGCGUGCAGAAGGCCAUCAAGGAGAAGGACAUCCCGAUCGACGGGGUGGAGUUCAUGGGGCCCAACAAGGACAAACCUGAGAGCUGAUGGAGCGGAGGAACGGAUUCUGGUCCGGUUCUGAUCCGGAGCCAUGAGGCCCGCAGCCGGCAGCUGACUGGAUCAGCGGGUCCCCGGAGCUUUGGGUUGUUCUUCACUCACACCUGGACUGGACUGAACUCCAGUCCUGGUUGGACUGCAGGUGACCGAGUCCAGAUCUGUGAGACUGAGCAGGACCACGUCUCUGACCAGAUCUCCGCUUCCGGUUCAUUUUCUGCAUUAAAACUGAUAUUUUUGUGCUUUUGUUGCUGUAGCCUGCUCAUCACUUCACUUCCAGCUUCAACCCAAACCGCUGAUCGGUUUGGAGAUAAAUGCAUGUUGCCGGUUCUGAUUGUUUGAAGGUGGAUCUGCUCGGAUACACCAGUUUUUACCUGGAGCAGGAUGUCUGCCACACGCUGCGGGCUCCACGUUUCCACCCCAGCAGGGGAAAGAGAAAUUCACCCCAUUUUAAGUCAUAUUCAGAUAUCAUCUGAAUAUUUGUUUGACGUGUUUUUGUUGUUGCAUAAUAUGUAGUUUAUGAAUAAAAUUCUUGGUUAAUCUUUA